Oikopleura dioica is the source of this 1605-nucleotide messenger RNA. The record is from the annotation of a GenBank genome assembly. NCBI's taxonomy places the organism in Eukaryota, Metazoa, Chordata, Appendicularia, Copelata, Oikopleuridae.
AUGAAUUCUAUCUUUAGUGAACUUUUAAAAAAAGAGGGCUCUAGUCAACAUCAAGAGAGUUCCGGUGGCUUCCAGAAUUCCUUCAAUCAAUUACUUCAAACCUCACAGCCAAGUCAGCAGUUUGACAUUAGUCAGCAGAUGCAACACCUGCAUCAGAUGAGGAUGCUUCAAAGCUUGGGACAGUACAGUCAGCUUGGCUUUUCUGGCUUGAACCCGAGUGCGUACGGAGUCAACUCCCAACAGAGCGCUGAUCACCACCACGGCCUUGAUCUUGGAAGAGAUCCACUGAAGGAUCACCGAUCCAUUGGCGGUGGAAAACAUGUCGACACCAAAAAACAAAAACGCAAAAAGUCCUCCAACGUCAAGCGACCGACUACAGCAUACCUUUAUUUUGUAUCAAAAUAUCGAGAAGAGCUGAAGUCCGCCGGCGACUCCAUGCCAAAGCAAGCAAAGGAGAUGAUGCAAGAGUGUGCUGCCAAGUGGAGGGCAAUGACUGACGAGGAGAAGCGCCCAUAUCAUGAGUUGGCCUGCAUAGACAAGGAGCGCUGGGUAAACGAAAAGGCAGCUGAGAAGAAACCAAAAGAUCAGUGGAGACCAAAACGUCCGCCCAGUGCGUAUUUUCUUUUUCUGAAGGAUUUCCGAGCAGGCUGGAAGGCUGAUAGCUGCAACGAUACUGCAGGAAGUGAAGAUGAAAAUGAGAACACUGUGGAUAUGAAAGUAAAAGGCGAACUUGAAGAUGAAGAUGGAUCCAAACUGACGAUUUGUGAUGAAGAUGGUCCAGAGAAGAAGAUGAAAAUGGACGAAGACAAGUCAAAGAAACUUAACCCCCAAAAAGAGAUUACCAAACGAGCUGGCUCUAAAUGGAACUCAAUGACUGAAGAUGAAAAAGCACCUUAUGUAGCAAAAGCUCUCGAGAACCGCGUUAAAUGGGAAAAACAAUUGCAAAUUUACAAGAAUGAGAUCAAGAAUGGCAAAACAGGAGAACAAGCCGCAGGAAAGCUUCACGAAUUAACCGAGGGCGGUGAGUCGGCAUUGAAUGAAGCAGUAGCGGAUUUACCCUCAAAAAUGUCUCCAGAUCCGCUUCCGGAAACAAUACUCAAAAGCGAACCUUCCGCCGAGUCUAGUACUACCCCGGGUAGUAUCCCGCAUCCAGAUCUCUCUAUGACUGACAGCCCUCAUUCCCAUCACGCUGCUUCGCCAUUGUCCCGCUCUUCUGCUCCAGUCCAGUCUUCCCCUGUUUCUGGAUUCCCACAGAAUAUCGCUUCUACUCACUCUACCCCGCCUUCUAUCCACGGCAACCUUCCAACCAGCCCUCUCUCGCAGCAAAAAAGUCCAAAUCAGCAAACUAUUCCAGCUACUCAAAUGCAGCACGCCGGCCUUAUCAACCAGUUUCUCCAGCAACAUUCAACUGACUCUACACUUCAUCAUUCUCAACAAGGACAGCAAUCGCAGCCAAUGUUCCAUCAUCAAACUCCGUUUGGCCACCACCAUCAACAACAACAGCCAAAUCAACAACUUGAUCAGCAGCUUCGCCAACAACACCCUCAAGCUCAAUUCGAACCCUGGCAGCCAUCCCUCUUCCCCGGCCAGUCGUCGCUGAGAUGA